Messenger RNA from Eremothecium gossypii ATCC 10895, 804 nucleotides. Its product is annotated as La RNA-binding domain-containing protein. NCBI's taxonomy places the organism in Eukaryota, Fungi, Ascomycota, Saccharomycetes, Saccharomycetales, Saccharomycetaceae. The transcript has a single exon. Gene Ontology annotation, molecular function: RNA binding. The coding region runs from base 1 to 804 and encodes 267 amino acids. The record is from RefSeq and is marked provisional.
AUGUUGUCGACUUCUUACGGCUCUUUGCAACGGCAUAACAAAGAAUGCUUUGCUCCUGCGUCGUCGUCGAAGGGAACUCUGCGGAGUUGCGUUGAAUUUACCGAUCCGUUCUCGCCAAUGAGCGCGAGGUCGCCGGACUGGAGCGUUCGUAAUGGGUCUGUAUCUGGAGUGGAACUACCCGAUUCGCCAGAGUUGGCAAAUAGCGACUACCAUGCGUACAGCCAGUCCACGCUUCCCACACCAGUGAAUAGCUCGCCGGUGGCGCCAAUAUCGAAGGGGUUUGGGAUGCAACCGUCGCUGUACCCCUAUCUUGCCCCAAUGACGGUGGUGGCGCCCCAGGAAGGCGAGCCGAUCACAUCCACGAUCGGGCCCUUUACAGUUUCGAUGCCAUUGCCUGAGAGCGUUGGAACGUGUAAUCCAUCAAUGUCGCCCGUGCGCUGCCUCAUAACGCCGCUAGGGGAAAACAAGAUUAUCAGCUACUACGAGUUGUCACCGAUGGCGCGGGUAAUAAAGCAAAUUGAAGACAUUAACAAGCAAUUGCUGUACUAUUUCUCUGAGGAGAACCUUCCACGGGAUCCAUUCUUGAGGGAUCGCAUGGAUCCGGAGGGAUUUGUCGACAUUGACACGUUCCUACAGUUUCCACGUAUAGUCUCAAUGACUAGAGACCUGCCUAAUCGGCUGCAGAAACUUGUCGUGCUUGUGAAUGCAUUUAAGUGCUCUGAGCCAGAUGUUUUUGAAAUUAGGCACAACUCUAAAGUCAGGUUGAGGGUUUCAUGGGAUCGCUGGGUCCAAAAAUAUUCGUAG